GAAACUAGCUUUUGUAGAGUUUUGAAUAAUCUUGUUACGGUUCUUAGCUUUGCACCUCUUCGUUGCUUACCUUAGCAACAGGAGCUCCCAUAUAUACGCUCCUGUUGCUUCCAUUCCUUGAGUUAGUUCUUGGAUAGAACCAGACCUUUUUCUUCUUUUGCUCCUCCUUUCGUUGCUCGUGAGAUAGCCCCUCGCGUGUGCUCCGCACCACACCUAGCCCCCCAGAUCUACGUAACAUAUUUAGAUAGAAUCUCGAAAUUCCCCGGUCGGCAGUCUAUCCCUCCCUAUCCUCCUCAAAAUGUCGCGCAAUCGAAGAGGUCUCUUGCUGCGCGAUGUCAAUAUCUGGGACUUGAGCGAUAGUGAAGAUCGCAUUCCAUUGGGCGGCUUAAGGCGCACUCCUGGUAUUACCAAUAAAGAUUUCCGCCACAUGCUCGACAUCCUUCUUGUUACCUCGGUCGAUUUCGUCGUCCAGAACGAGCACGGAGAUGAAAUCUUGCAAAACGACGAGCCCCUCCUCCCUGGAGAUUACACUGUCAUGGCAGACAAGGUCGAAGUCAACAACGAAAUAGCCUACACGCGAGUGGCCUCCAUUACGACAGGCUCUCAAGUACAAGCGUUCAGAGACGCAGUCCGAGCUCGGGACAAUCGUUGUGUCAUUUCGAAAGUCGUAAAUGUCGAUGCUGAAGUGGACGAUUGGACGUCGUUCGAAGCUGCACAUAUCUUCCCGCUAGCAUACGAAAGCCAGUGGAAUAUGAAUAACUACGGCCGCUGGAUUACAAUUGAUCCACCUCAGGGAGGGGAGAUUAAUUCAGUUCAAAAUGGUCUCCUUCUCCGUUCUCAUUUGCAUCAGGAAUGGGACCAAUACAGAUUCUCUAUCAAUCCCGACAACGGACACAAGAUAAUCUUCUUUGGUGCCGACCUGGACCAGGUAGCUGGGAGCACCCUCGAUCGCCAGCUCCUCGACGACCCAUGCCGUCCCCCGGACUCGCUCUUCCGCUGGCAUUUCCGCCAAGCAGUCCUCUCAAAUAUAAGGGGAGCGGCAGAGCCGAUAUUCGAGCACGACUUUCCUCCAGGUUCGGACAUAAUGGGGGAAAUACUAGCAGGCCCCAAGGCCGGCCAGCGCAUGGAGUUCGAGCUAUUUGAUCGGUUGGCUCACCACGUAAAGAUUGUAUAGAACGAGGGAUGGAGGGGGCAGAUCAGUAGGUUACUUAACGGAGGAUAGGUUCGAUUCCUAACAGCACUACUUGGUAGUCUGUUAUUUAGCUCAACCGGGGCAAGGGCAUGUAUUGCUCACAGCGGCGCAUGAUAGAGGGAAAGGGCAUUGCUUACAGCGACCAUGAUAAUUAAUUUACAAUUUAAUAGUGAACAGGAGCAGCGUGGGCACGCUGUAUGGGAGACCCGUAUGGGUAAUAGGACUAGCUACCCAACUGCCAACAACUGGCCCAGU
Molecule: messenger RNA, 1447 nt
Organism: Durotheca rogersii
Lineage: Eukaryota; Fungi; Ascomycota; Sordariomycetes; Xylariales; Xylariaceae
Product: HNH endonuclease-domain-containing protein
Exons: 4
Coding region: 299-1174 (291 amino acids)
Source: RefSeq, a predicted model, not a curated record